Messenger RNA from Rangifer tarandus platyrhynchus (Svalbard reindeer), 996 nucleotides. The record is from the annotation of a GenBank genome assembly. NCBI's taxonomy places the organism in Eukaryota, Metazoa, Chordata, Mammalia, Artiodactyla, Cervidae.
AUGAAAUGGCUGGUGUGGGCACUUCUGCUGGGCUCCUCUGCAAUGGCACAAGUGCACAGAGACCCCACUCUGGAUCAUCACUGGGAUCUCUGGAAGAAAACCUAUGGGAAACAAUACAAAGAAAAGAAUGAGGAAGUAGCACGGCGUCUCAUCUGGGAAAAGAAUCUAAAAACUGUUAUGCUUCACAAUCUGGAACAUUCAAUGGGAAUGCAUUCAUAUGAUCUAGGCAUGAACCACCUGGGAGACAUGACCAGUGAAGAAGUGAUAUCUUUGAUGAGUUCCUUGAGAGUUCCCAGCCAAUGGCCAAGAAAUGUCACUUACAAGUCAAAUCCUAAUCAGAAAUUGCCUGAUUCUAUGGACUGGAGAGAGAAGGGGUGUGUUACUGAAGUGAAAUACCAGGGUGCUUGUGGUGCUUGUUGGGCUUUCAGUGCUGUGGGAGCCCUGGAAGCACAAAUGAAGCUGAAAACAGGAAAGUUGGUGUCUCUGAGUGCACAGAACCUGGUGGAUUGCUCAACUGUAAAAUAUGGGAAUAAAGGCUGCAAUGGCGGCUUCAUGACAGAGGCUUUCCAAUAUAUCAUUGACAACAAUGGCAUCGAUUCAGACGCUUCCUAUCCCUACAAAGCCAUGGAUGGAAAGUGCCAGUAUGAUGUAAAAAAUCGAGCUGCCACGUGUUCAAGGUAUAUUGAGCUUCCCUUCGGCAGCGAAGAGGCCUUAAAAGACGCUGUGGCCAAUAAAGGACCUGUGUCUGUUGCUAUAGACGCGAAGCACUCUUCUUUCUUUUUCUACAAAACUGGUGUCUACUAUGACCCGUCCUGUACUCAGACUGUGAAUCAUGGUGUACUAGUGGUUGGCUAUGGUAACCUUAAUGGGAAAGACUACUGGCUUGUGAAAAACAGCUGGGGCCUCAACUUUGGUGACCGAGGAUAUAUACGGAUGGCAAGAAAUAGUGGAAAUCACUGUGGGAUUGCUAGUUAUCCUUCUUACCCAGAAAUCUAG